This is a messenger RNA of Linnemannia hyalina, 1458 nucleotides long. Lineage: Eukaryota; Fungi; Mortierellomycota; Mortierellomycetes; Mortierellales; Mortierellaceae. The record is from the annotation of a GenBank genome assembly.
AUGUCUUUGGAAGCCGAAAUUCGUCGAGACACGGCCAAUCUCACUCCUACUCGCUUCCUCUUGGAAUGUGAUGAUAUCAGCUUUGGUCUCAACUUCGAAAACUCUUACAGUCCCUUUGACGCCAGCUGCAAAUAUCUCACCAACAGCAACAACAACAACAACAGCAACAACAGCAACAGCAACAGCAACAACAACAACAACAGCCAUCCCUUCAAGACCGACGUCGACUUUUUCAACUCGGACAACAACAGGAACGCCAUCAGCUCUGCUCCCAUUCAACACCCUUGGUCCGACAUGGUCUUUGAUGAAUCAUAUCUGCCCAUGCGUCCAACGACGCCCGGUGUCUCGCCCCCAUCUUCUACUUCUUCCUUUUCGUCGUCGUCGUCGGCAGCCACCUCCCAAUCGUUCUAUCCCUCUUCAAACACCAGCCCCAUCCAAACUUUCCACCCACGCAUGAUGUCCAUAACUUCGGAUCAUCUCAUCUCCCAUCCCGAGGCCUCACACACGCUUACUCACGAAUACCAUGCCAUCUAUGACAAACUCGUUCCCUCCAAAAAGUCGUACCACAGUGAUCAAGAUCUCCCUCGGCUCUCGCCCGAUUCUCCUUUCAAUUCCCCUUCUCCCGAUUCCCUCGUUCCCACAGGCAUCUUCCGCAACAACAGCAUCACCAUGGCCAACCCCAACCAAGCCCACGAUUCUUACCCAGCUCAGCAAGCCGACAUCGACAACAACGACAACGACAGCUCCGACGAUGACGACCAAGAUAUGAGCGACAUCGACAACAACGGCAUGGAUGUCGACUCAAACAAGUACAACGACGGCCAUGACGAACAAGACACUGUUACCUCACCCAGCUCGCAAUCCUCUCGAGACCCUUCGGCUGCAAGCGAGUCGUCCACUUCCAAGAUGACACGAACCCGAACCUCUAAGCGUGCUGCCGCUGUCGCCGCUGCCUCUGCGAUCUCGUCAAAGUCUGACUCCAAGCCGUCGUCAAAGACAUCAACAAAGUCUAAGAGGGCUUCUACUGCGUCAAAGUCCAAGGGCAAAGUCUAUAGCACCACGGCCACUAACAACUCCGACAUGUCAACCAAGAAUGUCGGUGUCGCCAAGACUCUGUCCCAGCUGCGCAAGCACUCUUCCUCUGAGGAGGAGUCUCCCGAGGCCAAACGUCAAAAGUUCUUGGAACGCAACCGCAUGGCGGCUUCUAAGUGCCGCGAGAAGAAGCGGUUGCAGACGCUCAAGACCAUCGGGGAUGCCGACGUCAUCACUGCUCGCAAUCAGGCCCUGCACGAGACUCUUGAUGAGCUACAGGAAGAGGUCCGCACUCUGAAGAACAUGAUUCUGUGCCACCGCGACUGCGGAUGCGAUGUCAUCCAGAAGUUUGUGCAGAGCAGCUUCAAUGUUCCAUCCGUUCGAGUCCAGGCUCCUCCCGGCCAAUCGUACUUCAAGCGAUUCUAA